Molecule: messenger RNA, 2212 nt
Organism: Lactuca virosa
Lineage: Eukaryota; Viridiplantae; Streptophyta; Magnoliopsida; Asterales; Asteraceae
Source: the annotation of a GenBank genome assembly
CCACUCCUCCUUGUGUGGUAAGAGUGUGGCAAAAUGCACCACCUCCAGCCUAAUAUCAUGAAUGCAUCAUUCUCAAUCAAUUUUGUUUCUCCUUAGAUUUUGCUUCUACUGGUUACAACUUUUAAGCAAGAAACAAAACCAAAAGAUCAAGUCCAAAACGAAAGCAUCAAAUUGUGGGAAACUCGUUUCACACUCGCUUCAAGUGUGAGCAAGAUUUUAAUGGUGAUUUAUAAGAUAAAUUUUCAAAUGGUCAUAUAAGACGCCACAUGCAUACUAUGGAAGAAUGAAACAAGCAAAUUGGUUAUGAGCAGUUUCAAAGUUACUAAGAAUCUUCCAACAAGCAGAGAACUUUUUGAGUGUCCUUCAACUAUAUCAGAGGACUCUUCAACUGUAUCAGAGGACUACAAGUGUCCUUUCCAUCUAUCCAAGAGGCAAUAAAAUACUAUUUUUUUAGUUUAAUGUUUGUUUAUACACAGAUCAUACCAGGCUCAUCAUCUCCAUAAUGCGAUCAGCUGCGUCUGUUAGACGAUCAAUGGCGACCAUAUCGAGUUCAAUGUCGAUCAAACACGGGAUUUCACUGUGGUGUCCUCAGUCUCAGUCGCUCAAUCGUCAGCACUCUGGUGUGGUUUAUUCGAGAACGAGAAGCCUCCACCGGAGAAACUUCGUCGUUUCUGCAUCAUCCUCUUUUGCUAAUGAGAAUCGAGAAUUUGUGAUAGUUGGAGGUGGAAAUGCUGCUGGAUAUGCAGCAAGGACUUUUGUGGAACAUGGAAUGGCCGAUGGAAAGCUCUGCAUCGUUUCCAAAGAGGCAUAUGCUCCAUAUGAGCGCCCUGCUCUAACAAAAGGUUAUCUAUUUCCUUUAGACAAAAAGCCAGCUCGUUUGCCUGGUUUUCAUACUUGUGUGGGUUCAGGAGGUGAGAGGCAAACUCCUGAUUGGUAUAAGGAGAAAGGGAUAGAGAUGAUUUAUGAAGAUCCAGUGACAACAAUUGAUGCAAAGAAUCAAACAUUGACAACAAAUUCAGGAAAAAUUCUCAAAUAUGGAGCCCUCAUAGUUGCCACAGGGUGCACUGCAUCUAGAUUUCCAGAGAAAAUUGGGGGAAACUUACAUGGUGUUCACUAUAUACGCGAUGUUGCUGAUGCAGAUUCAUUAAUAUCAUCACUGGGGAAAGCACAAAAAGUAGUUAUCGUUGGUGGUGGCUAUAUUGGCAUGGAAGUUGCAGCUGCUACUGUUGCCUGGAAUCUUGACACAACUGUUAUAUUUCCAGAAAACCAUCUUUUACCAAGGCUGUUUACUCCUUCACUAGCCCAGAAAUAUGAAGAACUCUACCAACAGAAUGGUGUCAAGUUCAUGAAGGGUGCAUCUAUAAAAAGCUUGGAAUCAGGUCCUGAUGGAAAUGUGACUGGUGUUAAACUUGAAAAUGGAUCCACCAUUGAAGCAGACUUAGUUGUUAUUGGUAUUGGAGCAAAACCUGCUGUGGGUCCCUUUGAAAAAGCUGUUACCUUAAAUUCAACUGUUGGUGGGAUAGAGGUUGAUGGCCUGUUCAGAAGCAAUGUACCAGGAAUAUUCGCUAUUGGUGAUGUGGCAGCAUUCCCACUCAAAAUGUAUGAUAGGAUUUCACGUGUAGAACAUGUGGAUCAUGCGCGUGGUUCAGCACAGCAUUGUGUAAAAGCUUUACUAACUGCACAAACUCACAAUUAUGAUUAUCUUCCUUAUUUCUAUUCGAGAGUUUUUGAAUAUGAAGGAAGUUCAAGAAAAGUAUGGUGGCAAUUUUUUGGAGAUAAUGUUGGAGAGGCAAUUCAAAUUGGGAAUUUUGAUCCAAAAAUUGCUACAUUUUGGUUGGAUUCUGGUAAAUUGAAGGGUGUUCUUCUUGAAAGUGGAUCUCCGGAGGAGUUCCAACUGCUUCCUAAACUUGCAAGGGAGCUUCUUUAUAGGGAAAAAGGCAGAGUGUAUUACGCCAUAGUAUUUAUCUUGAGAGAGGUCAGGAUGUGCAACAUGUAAUGCACAAGGUACAACAUGCAGAGCAUCUUCUUGGUUGCAUUGUAUUUAAAGCUUAUAUGUGAAUUUCCCUUUUUGCCCUAAACAUGGUGGCUGUAAUGAAUCAUUGCAACGGAAAUUAUACGUAAGUUGAGUAAAAUAAAAAGUAAUAAUUUUCUUAGCUUCAUGUGUAGAACGGAAAUUAUACAUAAGUUGAGGUGUAAUAAAAAGUAAUAAUUU